AUGUGCCCUGUCUUCCGAACCAGUCACCACACAACCGCUCUGGCCUUUCUCAUCAUAUCUUUGCUCUGUGCACCAACCCUUGCCGCACCAGUCGAAGUGACAACCCCAGCACAGCUACAGCUACCAUCAAGCACAACCGCAUCAGUAACGGCAAAAAGGAACACAAUAUCUGAUGGACCGAUAAAGCAAACUGAUACCAUCGCCGAUAACACGCAUGAGCUCCAGCAGCACCUACUGCCCCGGGGCAACCUCCAGGAGCGCGUCGGCAUAACCCCCGAGUCUACUGGGUCCAUUCCGACGGCCAUACUCGUCGUCGUGGGGUGCGUGAUCGGCAUAGGGGCUGCAAGCAUUGCCGUGUUUGGGUUUGAGUGGAAGAGGUGGGGCCGUGGUUUGACGAGGAAAGAUCACAUCGAUAUUGUUCCUAGAGUCGAGGAGAAAGAAAAUAUUAUCCCAUCAACGGACAAGAAGGGCCAGGCCGGGGAGGACAAAAAGAAUGACAUGAAGUAA
Pyricularia grisea is the source of this 507-nucleotide messenger RNA. RefSeq lists its product as uncharacterized. The transcript has a single exon. Lineage: Eukaryota; Fungi; Ascomycota; Sordariomycetes; Magnaporthales; Pyriculariaceae. The record is from RefSeq and is a predicted model, not a curated record. The coding region runs from base 1 to 507 and encodes 168 amino acids.